Molecule: messenger RNA, 3078 nt
Organism: Myripristis murdjan (pinecone soldierfish)
Lineage: Eukaryota; Metazoa; Chordata; Actinopteri; Holocentriformes; Holocentridae
Product: BMP/retinoic acid-inducible neural-specific protein 3-like
Exons: 7
Coding region: 1-2313 (770 amino acids)
Biological process (GO): nervous system development; negative regulation of mitotic cell cycle; cellular response to retinoic acid
Cellular component (GO): neuronal cell body; cytoplasm; dendrite
Source: RefSeq, a predicted model, not a curated record
AUGAGCGGCCCGUGCAUCUCCAUUAGACUGGUGGCCCUCAUGUUUCUAUGGAAGUGGUUAACACUAAGCCUGCUCCAGAGCUGGGUGUCAGUGGGGGCCAGGGCAGCCGACCCUGGAGGGGCUGGCUUCAGUGGUGCCACCGGGCCCCUGGGCUGGCUCCUAUCGGACAAGGGUCCUUUUCACCACUCCCAGGAGUUUGUUGAUUUCACAGAGCGCUACCAGCAAGGAUUCACCACCAAGUACAAGAUAUACAGGGAGUUUGGCCGCUGGAAGGUGAACAGCCUGGCCCUGGAGAGACAGGAGAACAAUGGCUUUGCCCUGCCUCUGGACCCCGAGUUCCUCCAGACCAUCAGGCAGCUGGGCAGGAGGCCCAGUCUCAGCGCCAUCACCGACAGCAUUAUCAGGAAAUACGGAACCCACUUCCUGCUCUCCGCUACUCUUGGAGGGGAAGAGUCAUUAAUGAUCUUUGUGGACAAGCGGAAGUUGAGCAGGACGGCUGAAGUGAGUGAAUCCAAUGGAACAGCUGUGACUCUGGAAGCUCUGCACCAGCUGGCUGCCUCCUACUUCAUUGACAGGGAGAGCACCCUGCGCAAGCUGCACCACAUCCAGAUCGCCUCCACUGCCAUCAAGGUGACCGAAACAAGGACGGGCCCUCUCGGAUGCAGUAACUAUGACAACCUCGACUCUGUCAGCUCCGUUCUGGUUCAGAGCCCUGAAAACAAGAUUCAUUUGCAAGGCCUCCAGGCCAUACUGCCAGAGUAUCUCAGGGCCAGGUUCGUGCAGGCGGCUCUCAGCUAUAUUGGAUGUAAUGAGGAGGGCCAGUUUGUGUGCCGGGACAAUGACUGCUGGUGCCAGUGCAGUGUGGACUACCCCCAGUGUAACUGCCCUGAGGUGGAUCUGAGGGCCAUGGAGGCCAGCUUGCUGCACAUCAGAGAUUCCUGGAACAUGGCCAACCAAGACUUUGAGGAGUCAGAUGAAUUUCAAAACUUCGUUCGGAGGCUCCCCACGUUCUACGCCCUGAACACGUCGGCCAUCCAGUACUUUUGGAAGAUGGAGCCGGCUGUUCAUCAGCGCUACAGGCAGCUGGAGCUCAGCACCCAGCAGCUCGUGAGCAAAGCCCGCCGCAUCGUCAACAAACUCUUCACUCUCAGCAAAAGGUGUCGAACACAGCCCAAAAUUAUUAUGCUGAGAGAGAGGCCCUUCAGCUACUGGCUGAACUACAUCCUCUCCAUCAUGUACUGCAGCGAGAACAACCACAUUGGCUCCUACCUGGAGGAGACCAGGAGCUGCUCCUGCCCUUACGAACACCCGCCCUGCCAGGGCGUGAUCCCCUGCAUGGUGGGCGAGGGCACUUCCUGUGCCUCCUGCUCCUAUGAGAAUCGUUCCCGCUGCGCCACCUGCAACCAGGGCUACAUGCUGAGCCAGGGUCUGUGCCGCAAUGAAGUGCCCGACUCCACAGACCACUACAUCGGCUUCGAGACAGACCUACAGGACCUGGAGCUGCGCUAUCUGCUGCAGAAACGUGACAACCGCAUCAGCAUUCACGGGAUCUUUGUCAGCAACGACGUCAGGCUGAAUAACUGGUUCGACCCAUCUUGGAGGAAGAGGAUGCUGCUGACGCUGAAGAGUAACAAGUACAAGUCGAACCACGUGCACAUGCUGCUGGGGAUGUCUCUACAGAUCUGCCUUACCAAGAACAGCACUCUGGAGCCCAUGCUGUCUGUCUAUAUCAACCCGUUUGGGGGCAGCCACUCAGAAAGCUGGAUCAUGCCCAUCGACCAGAACAGCUACCCAGACUGGGAGAGGACUAAAUUAGACCUUCCCUUGGACUGUUACAACUGGACGUUAACUUUGGGCAACAAGUGGAAAACCUUUUUCGAGACGGUCCACUUUUAUCUACGGAGUCGAAUCAAGGGACCCUCGGGUAACGGCAACGGGACGGUCUAUUAUGAACCCUUGGAGUUUCUGGAACCGGGACGGAACCUAGGCUACAUGAAGAUCAACAGCAUCCAGGUGUAUGGUUAUAGUAUGCACUUUGACCCGGAAGCGAUCCAGGACCUGAUUUUACAGCUGGACUACCCAUAUACUCAGGGAUCGCAGGAUUCGGCCCUGCUGCAGCUGCUGGAGAUCCGGGAUCGGGUCAACAGGCUCUCCCCGCCUGGACCCCAGCGCCUGGACCUCUUCUCCUGCCUGCUUCGGCACCGACUCAAACUGUCCACCACAGAUGUUGUCAGAAUCCAGUCAGCGCUGCAGAUUUUCAGUGCCAAACAGCCCAACUCAAUGGAAUAUGAAACAACCAAAUUAUGUAGUUAAUAAGUGGGCAAUUGUCCAGGUGCACAGAUGGCUGUGCAGCCAUUACGCUGGCCUGAUAACGGCUAAGAGCAAUUCUGGAUCAGCGCGAGAGACAUUUGGGGGACGUUGUCAUUGUCAUUAUGGAUCUCAAGAGUGCGUUUGAGAUUCUCAUGUCAGCUUUCGUAUGAAUUUGUACAACAUCGUAGAAUUAAGGAGGAUUUCACGCCACCUAUGUCACAGUUUGUUUUUUCUGAUAAAACUUAAAUAACUUUGACAGUUAUGAAUAUCAAGUUAAAACUCGAUCAUCACUGACAUGUUGCCUAUGUGCUGACGUUUGUAGAUUGCACAGAUUUUAACCACUUACAGUACAUACGUAAACAAAAGCUUUUGCCGAUGAAGUAUUAUCCAAGCAAUGUAAACAUUUCACAAUAUCAACAUUUCUACACCAGCAUGUUUUUUUUUUGUUUGUUUGUUUGUUUGUUUUGCCCAUCACAUUUAUUUUCCACGUGCAAAAUGAGUAUUUUUUACUGCCAUGGUCGUCCCUUUUAAACUAGGACAUAAUGGACAAAUCAUUGCUUUCAAUUUUUCCAUAAAACAACAAAAUCUCUUUUUUUAAUUUAUAUCACACAUUUUUGUAAAAAAAAAAAAAAAAAAAGAAAGAAAAAAGAUUUAAAAAAAGACGCUAUAUUACUCCAGAUUUGCUGAGACACAAAAUACACCAUGAUCACACUGUAUGUUACAUGUGCUUUUAUUUUUAUAAUACUGUUGUUUGUGAAGCAAAAGUUA